GGGAGUUUCCAGGAUUGUUUAAGGCUACUUUUAAAACUGCCACCCGAAGGAACAUAAUCAGUACCUCUGGAAAGCAGGAUGGCCCAGACUCUGCCUCUGCUGCUGUUGGCUGUGCUGAACUCUCUGAGCUGCCACAGUGAAGUGAGGGCCCGGGACCCUGACGUGGAGGAAGAAGAGGCUGUGGGGAAUAGAGGAAGGCCAACUGGCACUAUUGAGAUGGCUCACCUUAUGGAACAAUCACAUCAGGGCAUCCCGAUGCCUUCAGCGGGCACAGUUCAAGACUCAGCGGAUUUAAGAGAGACUGUACUUUCACCUGCACGGAGAGGAAACUGGUGUGCGUAUGUUAAUCACCGUGUGGUCACCAGAGCUGUACUCUGUGCUACAGAGACUCAAACAGUGAAGUCAUUGAACCCCUGUCCUGGCGGAGCUCCUGAUUGUCAAGUCCUCAUGUAUAAGCAGUCCUUACGGCCAGCAUACAAACAGAAGCACACAACCCUCUCUUCUAUUCACUGGAAUUGUUGCCCAGGCUAUAGUGGACACAACUGCCUGGAAAAAGACAAACCUUCAGAGGAUGAGAAGCGAGCUUCAAAGUCUGAGGUUAAUGACAAUGACAAGUCAGGUGGUGGUACUUUUUCAGGAGGUAAGACGGAGACUGACCUAAUGGAAGAUGAAAACUGGGCUGACAAACCUCUGCAGGAAACUCCCAUUCAUGAUUCUUCUCCAAACAAGAGACCUGAUGGUGACAGAGAAGGUAUCUCCACCUCUCAGCCCCUGCCAAUCUUUGAUUCAUCCGUUCUGCUGACGAUGCAUCAGUUAAUGUCAACAAUGAUGAGUCAGAUUCAACCAGUGCUGGAAAGCUUCAAUCAAACACUAGAGCAUCUGUCCAGUGAGGUGAACACUCUGUCUCAGGACUUGCAGCUGUUGCGGAUGGAACAGGAAGACAACAGGUUGGUCAGCAAGGGUGAAGGUAAUAGUGGACCUUUCCAAGACAGACUAGAGUACAACCAUCUCCAGAUCAGCCAAAUAAAAACUCAACUUGAGGCACAGAACGAUCAGAUGGAGAGGGCCUUUCAGACUCAACAAGAACUGCUAAAACACAACCUAACGAAAAUUAAGGAAAAGUUGGAUGACCAGAUCAGUCAGAGUCAGGAAUCACAGGUGAAUCUUCAAUCGCUUACUGAUUUGGUUGUGGAAGUGAGAGCUGAUCAAAAAAAGCUGGAAGGGGCACUGCAGAGAGAGCGUGAUAAAUUUGUCAAUCUGAUGGAAGGCCAGCCAACACGGGCGUCAGGAGCGUGGGAGGCCAUCACUCGGAUAGAUGAGAAGGCACAAAGUAACUCUGUGCAGCUCAGCAGCUUGUCAGAGGCUUUGAAAGACUCCUCUAGGGUCGUCCAGGAUCUGAAAAGAGACCAAAUACAACUAGAAAAAAGUUUAGAGGAGGUCGAACAACGCACUGAAGUGCAUUUUGCAGAGACAGGUUUGGAAUUAGAAGCCACCCACAUCAGGGUGGUCAAUAGCCUAGGUGAGCUUACAGCUAACGUUAGUGCACAUGAGGGUCAGUUGAGAGAAAUUGAGCUUGAUCUGGUGAACAUCUACAAUCUACUUCAAAGAAACGAUUCAGUAACUGCUGAGCAGGCCUGUAGCUGUAAAAUAAUUACCAGUUCCCUAGAUAGGUUGGAGCAGGAGGUGGAUAAUGUUACCCAAUUAGCGAGACAGAACAGUCUUGCACUUGAAGAGGCUGAUUUAGAAAGGAAUGAGGCUACUGAAAUGGAAGAUCUUCAGCAUGGCCUGCUGAAUAUGAAGGAAUCAUUGGCCUUUGAGCAGGGAAGAAGCAGGAGCCUUCAAGACAGCAUUUUACAGCUACAGGAUUCACUCCUGGACAGCAAGCUGGAGAUUCAAGGCCUGAGAGAGCAAGACGGGGAACAGUCUGCUGAACUUCAAGGCCUAUCUGCCGCCUUCUCUUCCCUUCUGAACGAUGCUGUACGCCACUCUGAAGUCCUGGAAGUCCUACUUGGAGAAGAGGUCUUGGAAUUCACACACUGGUCGCAAAGCCGACAGAAAGAGCUCAGUCUUCCAGAUCUUUUACAGACAAUUCAAAUGAUGCAGCAAAAGAUUGAAACACAUGAUCGGAGCCUGACCUCACUUCGGAGAAAGCAUCCUGAUGGAGAUGAGAUGAAUAGUGAUGACCCAGUUCCAUAUUCAGAAAGGACUGGAAUGAAACAACAGGUGAAGGGCACAGAAGGUUACCAAACCUCGUCAGCAGACCCUUCGAAUGCAGAGGAUGAUGUGGAUUACUCUGUUAGUGACUUCUGGAGUUUGGGAAAAGAGGUGGAACAAUUAGCAAAUAGAAUAUCCAUGUUGGAAGAGCGCUGUGGAAACCGCACUGAGCCCCCUGGUGGAUCUGUUUUGGAAUUGCAGGAAGAAAUAGCAUCCUUACGCCAAAGCCUAGAGGAUCAUUUGAGACUUUUUGGAAAACUGUUCAGUAAUACAGAAGAACUAGCCAGCUCAACUAGAAGCCUAAACCUAGAUGAGGUUUGGAGGAUGGUGCGAAGAAAAGAUGGAAAGAGAAGGAGGGGGGACCAAAAGCCAGCAGACCAGAUGCGAAAUGAAGAAAGGAAUUCCAGUGGACGAGGCAAAAGAUACAGCCAAAGAGAACAAGCAUGGUUACCACAAUCCCCAGUGGUGUUCAUCACAAACCUGGAUGACAUAAAGAAGCCAAAUGCGGAGCUCACAUCUAAAAGUACUCUUCUAAACUAUGGUGGUACGUUUAAUCCUACAUCAGGGGUGUUCCAGGCCCCUGAGACAGGACUUUAUCUCUUUUUAGUGACCAUAGACUUUGAGAGAGGCCUUUCAUUGGCUGUACUGAAGCGCAGUGGAGUUCCAAUGGCCUCCUUCAAACAGGAACAAGGAGAAAAAAAGGGGCCGGUGAGCCGAGCAUCUCUGCUGGAGCUGCGGCGGGGGGAGAUGGUUACUUUAGAAUUGACGCACGGAUCAUUACGAAAAGCACAGCCUGGGGACAACACACUGUCUGGACUACUGCUCUUCAUUACAGAGCACAAGGACAUGCUGUGAUGAGACCAGGGUGAGAGACUGAGCACAUUGUGCGUAACUGCCAGACAUGCUGUAAUUUGUAUGCAUGUAUCCUCUUCUUGAAGGUGUCAAUGAUAUUUAAAAAAGGUUUUGUAACUGGAUAUGGAGUGAGCCCGAGGAAACAAUGUAAGCUAAAGAAAUAAGAUGAAGACGGUAUAUACAAGAACAUUUAUAAAACACUAGGUUUUUAAAAUGUGGAGGAUCUAAUAAGGUAAGAAUCACAGAAUGAAAACAACUUAUCAAGUUGUGAUGAAUAAACAAAGGUACCAAUACAAAUAGAGCACCUUUGUACAGACAAGAGUGGAUUUCGACUGGGCAUGGGAUGAAAACCAUUUUCAAGGUAUACCGCGGUUUGGAAAAGUGUAGGUUUUAAAACCGCCUACAUUUUCUGCUAUACCAUUCCUACGGUAUGUGCAAGUUUUUUUUUUUUUACAUUUUGUUUUUUGGACAACAGCAUCUUCUAGUUACAACAGUAACAAUUUUAUACCGACCCAUGCCAAAUUUCGACUGCAUUUAAAAUGACCACAUCCAAUGAAUUAUUUAGUCAAGAAAAAAAAACAUGAUUGUGUACUAAAAUAAGGCAAUUUACUUAAAAAUGUAUACAUUGGACUAAUUCUGUGUACAGAACAGAUUUUCUUGGUAAACAUAAGGCACCUCUCUUAAAACCAGAUGUUGUGCACAAUACAAAAUAAAAUCAUAUUAUUCAGGCCAUUUUACAGAUGUUCUUACAUAUUAAACAACUCUGACAAAUACAUUGUGUAGUCCUUUACCUAGACAAAUGGGCUUAAUUCAAUUCAAGAGUGAUUUUACAGUAUAAUUGGUAAUAUUGUAAUGGACAGCUUAAAACAGGCACAAAACUGCAGCCUGACCAAUGAGAAAAGAUGCACAAGCAAAGGGAGAUUUGAUUUUUCAUUGCAAAGCAACAUUAUUUUUAAUGUCUCUCUCUUUCAGGAAGUGGAAUAAACAAACUGGCUCAAAGGGGUGGUCCACUACGACAGUCGUUCCCAACCCUGUUCCUGAAGGCACACCAACAGUCCACAUUUUCAAUCUCUCCCUAAUCAAACACACCUGAAUCAACUUUUCAUAACAUCAGAAGAGACUCCAAAACCUGAAGUUAAUGGGUCAGAUAAGGGAGACAUCCAAAAUAUGUACUGUUGGUGUGCCUCCAGGAACAGGGUUGGGAAACACUGCACUACGAUAUCAUAUUUGAAAAUUUAGUUGAUGUGUAAUGUAUCUGUGUGAACAUAAACAACAUUUUUGAAUGUAAUAUGCUCAAAGUUCAAUGCAAAGGGAGACAUUGGCUUUACAGAGUUAGCUUAGCAAAGUUUGGGGACCACAAAAAAAAAAAAAAAAACAUCGGGGUCUAGCGAGAUUACAAAUGCUUAGGUUACGGGCAUAGAUCAUGCACAUACACCACGUGCAACGAAGGGGCAUGGCCAGAGGCACUGUAAUGUUAUAGCAGAGAAAGCUGCAAUGCCAUCCAAAUGCAGCUAUUUUCACAGAGCUUGUUCUGUUUCUGUAUUUGAGCUUCCAAAGGACAAGACUCAAAGAGAGAAGUGCUUACAAUUUAAUUAUGUUCCAGAGAAUUAUGAAAAAAAGACAUAGCUCUAGCAUUUGACAAAGGACAGCUUCCAGAAUAUCUCCCAGUUCAGUGCUGGAUUCGGCUAAAAACUCCUCAAGGAAGGAGCAGCUCCAACCAUAAUAGAAGAAGCUGUGGAUUGUAAGCCACAACCUGUAAGUGUUUUUAUUUGUUCAAAUUGAUCAAUUACAUACAUCGUUUCUAGCGUUAACGUUAUGUUGUAGCGAGGACGUAAACAAGGAUGUAAACAACAGGGAAUGCUGUUUGGCACAGCUAACAAUUUAGCUACAAAUUCAUAUGUAUCCGUCAAACCCCUGUAAACACCCACAAUCUCCACCAGCACUGCAGUGUCUCUCUAUGUGGCCACAUUCCCUGCGUUCUACAUCUGAAAUAACAAACUCGCAAAAGAUAUCUGAACGUAUCUGAUUACUUACACAGGCUUAUUCCGAAUACAUAUGUGACAGAUACUAGUCAGAUCUUAUUUUAGAGAGCAGGCGUGAUGUUCAGCUGUGAACAUUUCCUUUUCUGUCUGAUUCAGACUCAAACUGAUACAGCUAACAGCUACUCUGGCUGACAGUGUUUACACAGCGCAAAAGUGCAUGCUUGUAGGGGCUUGCCACUUUUUCUGGUGACUUGAAGCCGAUCCACGAAUUACAGCACAUUAUGUUAGCGGACCAAUCAGAGCCUCUUGAUGGCGGAUCUUUCGAAGGAACUAGGAAAUAUGACAGUCAUUUUCAUGUUAGCUGAGUAGCUGUCUAUAAUCAAAGUACGAUAUAU
Danio aesculapii is the source of this 5443-nucleotide messenger RNA. It is a transcript of the gene mmrn2b, whose product is annotated as multimerin 2b. Lineage: Eukaryota; Metazoa; Chordata; Actinopteri; Cypriniformes; Danionidae. The record is from RefSeq and is a predicted model, not a curated record. Gene Ontology annotation, molecular function: protein binding.